CUCUAAGAAAAUCUACGUAUAUAUAGUCAUUAUUGUACUCUUUGUUUACGUAAUUUUUUUGGGGUGGUUGUUGGGUUUGGGGGGGACAUUUUAAUUCUGAUAUUUCUUAUGAGUUUGACAACACAUUGUGAAUGUAAUGAAUUUUUAACACUUCUAUGAUGCUGCAAGCAGCACAGGAUACAUUUGUUGGUGUCUGAAGACAAUCCAGAGGAAAAAAACAACGAAGAUCUGCACCUUCAAGUAGCCCAACUGACUUUUCUCCAGGAGGAGGUAAGAAAGUAACUAUCCACAAACUAGGUACUGUUCUCAUUAACAUUUUCUUGUACCUAAUUGUAUUCAGUUUUCAUUGAUUUAUCUGAUUUGCAACUAAGGCUCCUUUUCUUGAAAGUGUGUGCUGUGUGCUUUUCUUCUCUGUGUGCCCCAAAUUUCCAAAGGUCCAUCAAUGUUGAAAAGCAGCUUGACGGGGGAUGCUUGCCAGGAAGCCAUCUUUUUGCUCAACCAUACAACAGACACUUCCUUAAUUCUCCAAAAGAUGAGAGAGACCUUUCAGCAUUGCCAGAAGCUCAUGAAUGACCCAGACAGAAGUCUUGAUAUCCUGUCCGUAUUACCAAGAUUCCUGGAUACAAAAGGAUUGGUAAGUAUGCAGUGAGGAAAUGGGGUACGUUGAGAAUGACUUGAGAUUUUGUGCUGAAUGUGGUAGUAGUACAUUUUCUCUCUUGUAGAUCAAUCGAGACUUCACUCUCCUGUUUGAUGAAGAUGCAUCCACCAGGCUGCUUCAGAAAUGGGAUCUGAUCUUCAGGUGUAAUGUCAUCAGAGAGGCCAAGCAGCUCACCUGAACACCUGAGCUGCGUCAGUUGGUGCAGUCAGCAGAGGGUCCAGCAGGAAGUGAUGAGGCAACCAGUGAGUUUUGAUCUAUAGAAUUUGCUAUAAGCAGUUACAGUCCAAUACUCUCUUAAUAAAGACAAGUUGAUUUUUUAUUUAGUUUGUUCUUUGUUAACCCUUGUGCACCCCUAAGAAAAACUUCAAUUAACACCCCUAAGGGACGGAAACGGUCCCCUCCAUUUUGCUGCAGUAGAUAUAUGGUCUAAAAAAAUAUAUAUUUAUUUAAAUUUUUUUUUGGCUGCCAUCAUUGACUUAUAACCUAAUCAUAAAUAGCAAAACUUUAUUCAGGUUUUGUAUUUUAACCCCAUAAAUGCCAGUCUUUUUUGUAAAAACCUGAUAUUAUUUUGAGUCAAAAAACAAACUUGGUGAAUUAUUUUCCAUCCUAUAAAUGCAAAUUGUUUUUUUAAACUUUUGAUAAUAAGAGCAUGGGAUUCGUUUACUUUGAUGAGAAAAUUGAUUUGAAAAGAUUUGUAUUUUUUUUUUCUGUAGUGUUGAAUAAUACACACACACACACACACACACACACACACACACACACACACACACACACACCAUCCAUCCAUCCAUCUCUUGCUUUUAUACACGCACAUCGACGAUAUCCUCCCUCUUCAGGUGCCCGCUAUGAACCUUGUGCGUGCGCUCACACAUGCAUGCACGCACACACAAUCUCACACACAAUUUCAAACACACAUACACACCAUCCAUACCUUGCUUGCUUUUACGUACGCACAUCGAUCAGGUGCCUGCUAUGAACCUUGUGCGCUCGCUCACACACACACACAAACAAUCAGACACACACACACACACACACACACACACACACACACACACACACAACACAAACAAUCACACACACACACACACACCAUCUAUCCAUCCAUCCCUUGCUUUUACGCACGCACAUCAAGAGGAAGGGCUUCACGCACGCAUGCACACACACACGAUCUCUCACACACAAACACAAACACACACACACACACACACACACACACACACACACGCACACACACACACACAUACACACACACACUCCAUCCCUUCCUUGCUUGCUUGUACGCACUCACACCGAUCAGGUGCCCGCUAUGAACCUCAUGAGCUCGCUCACACACGUGCGCACACACACACACAAUCAGACACACAAUCAGACACACACACACACACACACAGACAAUCAGACACACACACACACACACCGAAGGAAACUGCAGGUGCAGAUUGUACAACUGCCGCUGUUUCUGGAAGGAUUUUGGCUAUUCUCACGGCUGCAUAUGUACACACACACACACAAUUUAUGAAAACACAUGCACAUUAUCCAUGAUGUCCCUAAAGCACACCUAAACAGUUUUUAUUGAAUUUAUUUUCUCUCUAAAGAUGUUUAGUAUAUUUAGCCUGUAUUCAUUGUGUACAUAUUUCUUCUUAUAUUUAAUUCUAUUUUGUAUUUCUUUGCUGAUGUAACGAGAAUUUUCCAGUUUGGGAUCAAUAAAUCAUGUAUCUAUCAAUCUAUCUAUCUAUAUGCAUGAAAUACACAAGCUCUGUGAAAAAGGGAAAACAGUGCCCCUCUGGUUCUAAAGGGUAUGGCAGGAAAAAAGAAAAAUGGCACCAUCUGCUGGUCGGCGUAAAAAAAAAAACAGUUUGACUCUCAAAGAAUAGGUGUACAUGAGAAAAAAAAAAUCCAAAAAUAAUACUGCAUUGGCAGUGUAUUGAAGAAAACAUGUUUUAAUGGGAGUCAAUGGGACCGUUUCGGUCCUUAGGGGUGUCUACUGUAGUAAUAAAAAUUGCUCACAUGCAAAAAAGGUCAAAGGGAGAAAAAAAAUAAAAAUAUGAAUUGCACCUAAAAUUACACACUUUGACAAACUUUCAUGCCAUUUGCAUCAUCACAGCCAAAAUUAUACACAAAAGUAUAGUUACAAAGGACCAAAAUGGUCCUAAGGGGUGCACAAGGGUUAAUCAAAUGAGUCUAAUCUUGUUUUAAGUGCUACUCAAAGAAUACACUUCUAAUUAAUUCUCUAUUGACUCUUUGUCCAUAGCUUUUGACAAAGAGAUGGCCUCCCUGCUGUUGCUGUCAUAUCUCCUUCCACCACCGCUGGGGGACCAAAGAAUCCAAAGAUCAGUGCUGCUGAUGCAGUCAAGAAACUUGUCUUUCACAAGGUAAUUUAACCCUCUGUAAUCUGGGGGUAUAAUUUGCCGUUUUUGACUACUUUUGAUGUUGCCUUUAUAUUUCAUCUUAAAAACUGUUUACCUUGCCUUGCUUGGUAACAUUUUUUUCUGCACAACCUCACCUGUGUGAAUUUACAGUUAUUUAAUAAUUUUGACAUACUGUAGUAACACAAUGGACCUAAAUUCACACACAAAACAUAAAUUCGAGUGGAAAAAAGUAUUAUUUUAUACUGUGAAAACCACAAAUAUGUGUGACGAACCGUUUUCAAAACUUAAACUGCAAAUAAAAAUUGUAAACUUCACAACAUAUGCAAAAUUUUAACAAAUAACAUUGUAAUUUACCACUAUUUACAUCAAAUUGCAGGCAAUGCCUCAGGCAUUUUUUGUGAUUUUUUCUGCCUUUGUUUGAUUUGCCUGCAUCUGUGGCUAUGAUGAUGGGCACAGGAUGUAAUCUGUGCAGCAACACAGUCCAAACAAUUUUCAUCACUUAGAAUGCAAAUUUAAAUAGAAAACUAAAGUGCAGCAACACAGUCCAAACUAUUUACAGAGAAUCCAAACUAUUUACAGAUUUACAGUGUCAUAAAUGGCACAUUUUACUUGUGCCACUCCAAAAAACAGUUUCUGUCCAGCAACACACAGAGGGCCACACCACAGGCCUGACACAUCCAUGGUGUGUCAUUCCUCUUGUUGUCCACCUGGAGGCAGCGCUGGCACCUUUUUCUGCCCUUGUUCGGUUGGCCUGCAGGAACAUGAUCUGCCCUCCUGCUCUGGGGAACACCUGUUUUGUCCACGCCACAAAGCUGACACCCCAGCUCCACCAUGAAGUCUUUGUGAGUCAUGGGCUGUACCUGCUUGGUUUUGCACAUCUCACGGUGCAGGAUGUAUGCAUUUGUUGUAGCGAUGUCCAGGAAGUGCAGCAACACAGUCCUGUACCAGCGAGCAGUUUUUCUGUGGGUGGAGUAAUAUUGGAUGAGCUGGUCAGACAGAUCAACUCCACCCAUGUUUUUAUUGUGGGCUGUGAUUGGUGUGGGAAUGGGGAUGUCUCUCACAGCCCAGUGCCCAUCUCCAUCCUUCACUCUCCUCUGCACUGUCUCACCCGAAAAUGCAGGAUGGAUGGUGGAGCACACAGACACCUCCCGUGUGUCCAUCCACUUCACAAAAACCAGGGAGCCCUCUCUAAUCCAUCUUACUGAUCCUCUUUCACUUUUUUUUGUGAGAGCAUUUUCCCUCCCUCUGGGGCAUCCUUUCCUGCUCUCUCUGUAGGUGCCACAUGCUCCAAACUUCCUCCUGGCCAGGUCCAUGAAAAGUUUGGGGCUGGUGUAAUAAUUGUCCAUAUAAAUAUGGUACCCUGUGCCAAGAUAGGCUGGUCGAAUGAGGUCCAUGACCACAUCAUAGGACAGCCCAUUCUCACUUACAGUUUGAGCCUUUCCUUGAUAAAUACUGAAGCUACAGGUGUAGCCACUGCUUGACUCAGCCAAGACAAAUAAUUUUAUGCCCCAUUUAGUUGGCUUGUCCUUCAUAUACUGAGUCAUGCCAGUUUUCGCCUUGGUUGCCACCAUCCUCUCAUACACAGACAUCUCCCUCCUCGGGUGGUAAUGAGCCUGGCAGACAUUGAGGAUGUCAUUGUAGAGAGGUCUGAUUCUGAACAAUUUGGUCAUUCUUCUCAUCUUCUUCUGGAUCACUAAGGUGAAUAUUCCAGAAGAUUGACCUGAACCUGUCUCUGGACAUGAUUUUGGAUGGCAUGGGCACAGACAAAAAGUGAUUAUAUCUCCAGUAGUCAUGGAGACUUGGUAGCGACACUAAUGACAUGUAAAUAAGGAGACCAAAAAACUUCUGCAGAUCCUCCUUGUCUAUGUCAGUCCAACUGUAUUUUUUUCCCCAAUUCUUUAUUUUUUGCUGCAUUCUUGUUUGUGUUGCUGCAGAUAGUUCUGACUGUGUCAAUGGCAAAAAACAGAAGAAACAGGUCUUUUGGACUCUGGGGGGAAUGUGGAUCUAACUGGACCCCUGGUGGUCUCUGAGGCUGAAACCUACUCACUGCUGGAGCUCUGUCAGCAUCCUCCCCAGUCUUCCAGGGCUCGGAGCUCAUGUGUGGCUCUGCUGCCUGAGCCAGCCGAGAUCGGGACCUGGUGGGCGUGGCGCGCCGUCCCGUCCUCCGGGUGGCUCUCUGACUACGCACACACGUCAGAGGGUCCUCUGCCCUUCUCUCCUCCUCUUCCUCCUCCUCUCCCUCCUCCUCUCCCCCCUCCUCCAAUAGAAAUGAGGGAUCACCCGCUUCAUCGUCGGAGUCCUCCUCCGGCUCAUACUGUGACGCGGCUGUGUCUCCCUCAGCUUCCUCUUCCUCGAAGAAAAGCGCUAGCGCCCUCUCCACGUCCAUCAAACGCCUCAUUGUCACAAAAAAACAGCACUACACACUAAACUACACUGUACAACACACAACUACACCGAAAUAUUCACUCAAAAUACGCUAAAUCUCACAAAUCACUCAAUCUCAAAACUCUCUAUCGCUUUCGCCGUCUCUCUCUAUCACCGCCGCUACUCCCACAACUUUCUUUUCCCUUAGCAACCAAAACCCGCGCUUUGCCCUGUAAUUUUUUUAUUGGUUGUUGUGAUAAGGUUUUGACUAAUAGGAGAAGUGUUGUCGUGCAUCUUUUUUUUUUUAUUCUUUUCCGCUUUCAAGCACUUUCGUCAGCUUGUUUUCCUGUUUCUUACAGCACCCGUGUGCACCAAACGUGACGAAAACGAGCAGGAAAAAGUAUGGAGCACAUAAUUCAUCAUAACUCUGGUUUUAUUUGGUCUAUCAACACAAUUCAAAAACUGAUAUAAAGUUUGAGGUCCGCACUUUCGAGACAAGUUAAAACGAAGACUCAGCGAGGCUCCAUCUUGCAGCUACAUCCGGUUAAAUAUGUCACGUGAUAUUGACGCAGGGGGGCGUCAAUCAACUUUAAUAUUUAUUCGUUUUUAUCAUGUGUAAAAGUGGCAAAGAGGUGGAUGAAACCAAUUGUCGGUGAAUUUACUUAAACAUAGGAUGUUUAUAUUCCCUUCUGUGAGGCUAUUUUCUGACUUACUCCUGUGUCUAACGUCCAAUGUCCUUGUGUAAACCUCAGUCUUGCUGCAGUUUGGAAGAGCAUCUUCGGAAUUAGCAGAGCCCGCAGCCAUACCUCCUAGCCGUUGGUCAGCAAAAGUGGAACAUUGAUAGCUUCUACAUCUCCAUGGACAAGCAUCUCAUCCCUUGCCAGACAAAUCGCUCCCUUGGGGCAUUUGAUGAGCUUUUUAAAGCUCAUUUUGUGUUCAAUAUGUCUUGUGAUGGUGCUCUUGUGAAUUUCUACACCUUUCUCCAGACAACAGUUUGUAACAUCGAUAUGACAAAAAUGAAGGAGUCACAAAGAGUUUGAGACAUGAGAGCCAAACUCCCUAACCAGGAAAUACUUGUCACAACCGUGAGUUAAAUGCAAGGAAAUCUCUUGACGGCAUUGUGAACGAAAUGCUGUUUUUUGUGUGAGAAAGUUUAUCACAGCAGUUAGCAGUUGAUUUCACAUAUAAGAGGUUUAAGACAUGCAAGUCUUUUGUCCAAUACUUGAUGUAUUUUUGGUUAAAGAUGGCAUUUUUUUAUUGACACACAAGCUAUUUACAGAGAACUUUGAUGAACAUCACCAUGUGUUCAAAGUACUACGAACAGAAGAAAGGUGUGUAAUAAAAACAACUUAACUUAAAUGUCAGAAUCCCUUUGAUAUUCAAAGCUCAUCUGGAGCUACAGAUGAAAAUUUGUACAUUAUACCUUUAUUUAUGCAUUAAUUGACUGCGUGGGAG
Xyrichtys novacula (pearly razorfish) is the source of this 6846-nucleotide messenger RNA. Lineage: Eukaryota; Metazoa; Chordata; Actinopteri; Labriformes; Labridae. The record is from the annotation of a GenBank genome assembly.